AGCCAGUGGGGGCUGUCUCCUCCUCUUACCCAGCAGCUGCCGCUCACUCAGCUCACAAGCCAGUAGAGGGGCCGAGCGGCAGGGACUCCUCCGGCUCCUGAGAAGUGGAUCGGCUUGGGGCCACCGCGAUGCCAGGAGCCGCGGCGGUCCUUCUGGUCCUGCUGCUCAGCGGGGACCUCGGGGGCGGCCAGGAGCAGCGGCUGCACCAGCUGCCACAGACACAUCAGCAAAGAGGUUUAUUCCCUGCUGUCUUGAAUCUUGCUUCGAAUGCUCUCAUCACUACAAAUGCAACAUGUGGAGAAAAGGGACCCGAAAUGUAUUGCAAAUUGGUGGAGCACGUGCCUGGGCAGCCUGUGAGGAACCCCCAAUGUCGAAUCUGCAAUCAAAACAGCAGCAAUCCAAAUCAGAGACACCCAAUUACAAAUGCUAUUGAUGGAAAAAACACUUGGUGGCAGAGUCCCAGUAUUAAGAAUGGAAUUGAAUACCAUUAUGUGACCAUUACACUGGAUUUACAACAGGUGUUCCAGAUUGCGUAUGUGAUUGUGAAAGCAGCUAACUCUCCUCGGCCUGGAAAUUGGAUCUUGGAACGCUCACUUGAUGAUGUUGAAUACAAGCCCUGGCAGUAUCACGCUGUAACGGACGUAGAGUGCCUGACCCUCUACAAUAUUUACCCCCGCACUGGACCACCAUCGUACGCCAAAGAUGAUGAAGUCAUCUGUACCUCAUUUUAUUCCAAGAUACACCCCUUAGAAAAUGGAGAGAUUCACAUCUCAUUGAUCAACGGGAGACCAAGCGCGGAUGAUCCUUCUCCUGAACUGCUAGAAUUUACCUCUGCUCGCUACAUUCGCCUGAGAUUUCAGAGGAUCCGCACCCUGAAUGCUGAUUUGAUGAUGUUUGCUCACAAAGACCCAAGAGAAAUUGACCCCAUUGUCACACGAAGAUAUUACUACUCGGUCAAGGAUAUUUCGGUUGGAGGGAUGUGCAUCUGCUACGGUCAUGCCAGGGCUUGUCCACUUGAUCCGGUGACAAAUAAAUCCCGCUGUGAAUGUGAGCACAACACGUGCGGUGAUAGCUGCGAUCGGUGCUGUCCAGGAUUCCACCAGAAACCUUGGCAAGCUGGGACCUUUCUGACUAAAACUGAAUGUGAAGCAUGCAAUUGUCAUGGAAAAGCUGAAGAAUGCUAUUAUGAUGAAAAUGUGGCCAGAAGAAAUCUGAGCUUAAAUAUACACGGAAAAUACAUUGGAGGGGGUGUGUGCAUCAACUGUACCCACAACACUGCUGGUAUAAAUUGUGAGACGUGUGUUGACGGUUUCUUCAGACCUAAAGGGGUAUCUCCAAAUAAUCCAAGACCGUGCCAGCCAUGCCAUUGUGACCCAAUUGGUUCUUUAAGUGAAGUCUGUGUCAAGGAUGAAAAGCAUGCUCAACGAGGCCUGCCUCCUGGGUCCUGUCAUUGCAAACCUGGCUUUAGGGGGAUAAACUGUGAUCGGUGUGCCCGGGGCUACACUGGCUACCCAGACUGCAAACCCUGUAACUGCAGUGGCGAAGGAAGCACAAAUGAAGACCCCUGUUUUGGACCUUGUAACUGCAAGGAGAAUGUUGAAGGAGGAGACUGCAGCCGCUGCAAAUCUGGCUUCUUCAAUUUGCAAGAAGAAAAUCAUAAAGGAUGUGAUGAGUGUUUCUGUUCUGGGGUUUCCAACAGAUGUCAAAGUUCCUACUGGGCCUAUGGCAAAAUACAAGACAUGAGUGGCUGGUAUGUGACAGACAUCUCCGGCCACAGUCGGGUGGCUCCCCAGCUGGACGACUCGGAGCCCCCUCAGCAGGUCAGCGUCAGCAGCGCCGAGGCCCGCAGAGCCCUGCCCCAGUGCUGCCUCUGGAGCGCGCCGGCUCCGUAUCUGGGGAACAAGCUUACCGCAGCUGGAGGACAAUUAACAUUUACCAUAUCAUAUGACCUUGAAGAAGAAGAAGAAGAUACAGAACACAUACUUCAGCUUCUGGUUAUCUUAGAGGGAGCUGACUUGAGAAUCAGUACAGCCCAAGAUGAGGUGUAUCUGAAACCAUUUGAAGACCAUGUUACUGUAUUGACACUCAAAGAAGAUUUAUUUACCAUACACGGCACAAAUUUUCCAGUCGGUAGAAAGGAGUUCAUGACAGUACUUGCGGAUUUAAAGAAAGUCCUCAUACAAAUCACAGACAGCCUUGAGGUGGAUGCCAUCUUCAGGCUGAGUUCUGUUGGCCUUGAAUCUGCUGUCCCCUAUGCCACCGAAGGAAGCUUUGCAACAGCUGUGGAAGUCUGUCAGUGUCCAUCAGGGUACACUGGAUCCUCUUGUGAAUCUUGUUGGCCUAGGCACAGACGAGUUAACGGCACUAUUUUUGGUGGCAUCUGUGAACCUUGUCAAUGCUUUGGUCAUGCGGAUUCCUGUGAUGACAUCACCGGAGAAUGCCUGAACUGUAAGGAUCACACAGGUGGCCCAUAUUGCAAUAAAUGUCUUCCUGGUUUCUAUGGCGAUCCCACUAAAGGAACCUCUGAAGACUGUCAGCCCUGUGCCUGUCCACUCAAUACCCCAUCAAAUAACUUUAGCCCGAUGUGCCAUUUAGACCGAAGUCUUGGAUUGAUCUGUGAUGAAUGCCCUGUCGGGUACACAGGACCACGCUGUGAGAGGUGUGCAGAAGGCUAUUUUGGACAACCUUCUGUACUCGGAGGAUCAUGUCAGCCAUGCCAAUGCAAUGACAACCUUGACUUCUCCAUCCCUGGCAGCUGUGACAGCUUGUCUGGCGCCUGUCUGAAAUGUAAGCCAGGUACAACAGGCCAGUACUGUGAGCUCUGUGCUGAUGGAUAUUUUGGAGACGCAGUUGAUGCAAAGAACUGUCAACCUUGUUACUGUAACGCCAAUGGCUCCUUCUCUGAGAUUUGCCACGCUAGGACAGGACAGUGUGAAUGCAGAGCCAACGUGCAGGGCCAGCGGUGUGACAGAUGCAAGCCUGAAACCUUUGGCCUGCAGUCAUCCAGAGGGUGUGCCCCCUGCCACUGCAAUUCCUUUGGGUCGAAAUCAUUCGACUGUGAUGAGAGUGGUCAGUGUUGGUGCCAGCCUGGAGUGACGGGGAAGAAAUGUGACCGCUGUGCCCACGGCUAUUUCAACUUCCAAGAAGGUGGAUGCACAGCUUGUAACUGUUCUCAUCUGGGUAAUAAUUGUGACCCAAAUACUGGCCGAUGCAUUUGCCCUCCCAAUACCAUUGGAGAUCAGUGUUCUAAAUGUGCACCUAAUACCUGGGGCCACAGCAUUGUCUCUGGUUGUAAGACUUGUAACUGCAGCACGGUGGGAUCCUUGGAUUUCCAGUGCAACAUAAACACAGGCCAGUGCAACUGUCAUCCAAAAUUCUCCGGUGCAAAAUGUACAGAGUGCAGGCGAGGUCACUGGAACUACCCUCACUGUGCUCCCUGUGACUGCUUCCUGCCCGGGACUGAUGAGGCGACCUGUGAUUCAGAAACUAAAAAGUGCUCCUGUAUCGAUCGGACGGGGCAAUGCACUUGUAAGGCGAAUGUGGAAGGUGUGCACUGUGACGGGUGCCGGUCUGGCAAAUUCGGACUUGAUGCCCAAAACCCGCUUGGCUGCAGCAGCUGCUAUUGCUUUGGCGCUACUACUCAGUGCUCUGAAGCGAAAGGACUGAUCCGCACGCGGGUGACUCUGAAGCCUGAGCAGACCAUUCUGCCCCUGGUGGAUGAGGCCCUGCAGCACACAACUACCAAAGGCAUUGACUUUCAAGAUCCAGAGAUUGUUGCCCACAUGGAUCGGGUGAGACAAGAUCUCCGUUUGGAACCUUUUUAUUGGAAACUUCCAGAGCAAUUUGAAGGAAAAAAGUUGAUGGCCUAUGGUGGAAAACUCAAGUAUACCAUCUAUUUUGAGGCGCGAGAAGAGACAGGUUUCUUUACAUAUAAUCCUCAAGUUAUCAUUCGAGGUGGGACUCCAGCCCGUGCUAGGGUUAUCGUCAGGCAUAUGGCUGCUCCCCUGAUUGGCCAACUGACAAGGCAUGAAAUUGAAAUGACAGAGAAAGAGUGGAAAUAUUAUGGUGAUGAUCCUCGAGUCAGUAGAACUGUGAGCCGUGAAGACUUCUUGGAUGUCCUCUAUGAUAUCCAUUAUAUUCUUAUCAAGGCUACAUACGGAAAUGUGAUGAGACAAAGCAGCAUUUCUGAAAUCUCAAUGGAGGUAGCUGAACAAGGACAGGUAACAGCAAUGACUCCUGCAGCUCACCUGAUCGAAAAAUGUGAUUGUCCUCCAGGUUAUUCUGGUUUGUCCUGUGAGACAUGCAUGCCAGGAUUUUAUCGACUGCGUUCUGGGCCAGGCGGCCGCACCCCUGGACCCACGCUGGGCACCUGUGUCCCAUGUCAGUGUAAUGGACACAGCAGCCUCUGUGACCCUGAAACCUCCAUAUGCCAGAAUUGUCAGCAUCACACUGCCGGUGACUUCUGUGAACGCUGUGCUCUCGGGUACUAUGGAAUUGUCAAGGGAUUGCCAAAUGACUGUCAGCAAUGUGCUUGCCCUCUGAUUUCUUCCAGCAACAAUUUCAGCCCUUCUUGUGUCCUGGAAGGCCUUGAUGAUUACCGCUGCACAGCUUGUCCCCAUGGAUACGAAGGCCAGUACUGUGAACGGUGUGCCCCUGGCUACACUGGCAGCCCGAGCAGCCCCGGAGGCUCCUGCCAAGAAUGUGAGUGUGACCCCUACGGCUCAAUGCCUGUCCCCUGCGAUGCUGUCACAGGGCUCUGCACGUGCCGCCCUGGAGCCACGGGGCCGAAGUGUGAUGGCUGCGAGCACUGGCAUGCACGAGAGGGCGCGGAGUGUGUUUUUUGCGGAGAUGAGUGCACGGGCCUCCUGCUCGGUGACUUGGCCCGCCUGGAGCAGAUGGCCACAAGCAUCAACCUUACCGGCCCGCUGCCAGCUCCGUAUAAGACGCUGUAUGGCCUUGAAAAUGUGACACAGGAACUAAAGCACUUGCUCUCACCUCAGCGGGCCCCAGAGAGGCUCAUUCAGUUGGCAGAGGGCAAUCUGAACACGCUCGUGACAGAAAUGAAUGAGCUUCUGACCAGGGCUACCAAAGUGACAGCAGAUGGCGAGCAAACUGGACAGGAUGCUGAGAGGACCAACACGAGAGCAAACUCCUUAGGAGAAUUCACUAAGGAACUUGUCCGGGAUGCAGAAGCUGUAAAUGAAAAAGCUAUAAAACUAAAUGAAACUCUAGGAAUUCAAGACAAGGCCUUUGAGAAAAAUUUGCAAGAGCUUCAGAAAGAAAUUGAUCAGAUGAUGAGCGAACUGAGGAGGAAAAAUCUAGACACACAGAAAGAAGUUGCUGAAGAUGAGUUGGUGGCUGCGGAAGGUCUGCUGAAGAAAGUUCAGAGGCUAUUUGGAGAGUCCCGAGGGAAAAAUGAAGAAAUGGAACAGGAUCUCCGGGAGAAACUGACAGACUACAGAAACAAGCUUGAUGAUGCUUCGGACCUGUUGAGAGAAGCCACGGAUAAAAUCAGAGAAGCUAAUCGCUUAUCUGCAGCAAACCAGAAAAACAUGACUGCUCUGGACGAAAAGAAAGAGGCUAUUGAAAGUGGCAGACGACAAACUGAGAACACUGUAAAGGAAGGCAGGGACUUACUGGAUGAGGCCAGCCGUCUUGCAGAUGAAAUCAACUCAGUCAUAGAUUAUGUGAAAGACAUUCAAACUAAAUUACCACCCAUGUCUGAGGAGCUGAAAGGCAAAAUAGAUGACCUCUCCCAAGAAAUGAAAGACAGGAAGCUUGCUGAGAAGGUGUCCCAGGCCGAGAGCCACGCCGCUCAGUUGAAUGACUCAUCUGCUGUCCUAGAUGGAAUCCUUGAUGAGGCUAAAAACAUCUCCUUCAAUGCCACAGCAGCCUUCAAAGCUUACACCAAUAUUAAGGACUAUAUUGAUGAAGCUGAGAAAAUUGCCAAAGAAGCCAAAGGUCUUGCACAAGAAGCUACACAACUGGCAACAGGUCCUCAGGGUUCAUUAAAGGAAGGUGCCAAAGGUUCUCUUCAGAAAAGCUUUGGGAUUCUUAACGAAGCCAAGAAAUUAGCAAAUAAUGUAAAAGUAAGUGAUGACCAUUUGAAUGGCUUGAAAGCCAGAAUAGAAAAUGCCGAUGUUAGAAAUGGAGAUCUCCUGAGAGCUCUGAAUGACACUUUGGGAAAAUUAUCAGCUAUUCCAAAUGACACAGUCGCUAAGCUGCAAGCUGUUAAGGACAAAGCAAGACAAGCCAAUGACACGGCGAAAGAUGUACUGGCACAGAUUAAAGAUCUCCACCAGAACCUUGAUGGCCUGAAGAAAAAUUACAAUCAACUAGCAGACAGCGUAGCCAAAACAAAUGCUCUGGUGAAAGAUCCUUCAAAAAACAAAAUCAUUGCAGAUGCAGAUGCCACUGUGAAAAAUCUGGAACGAGAAGCUGAUCGACUGACCGAUAAACUCAAACCUAUCAAGGAGCUUGAGGAUAACCUGAAGAAAAACAUCUCUGAGAUAAAGGAACUGAUAAACCAAGCCCGGAAACAAGCCAAUUCUAUCAAAGUAUCUGUGUCUUCGGGAGGUGAUUGCAUUCGAACAUACAAGCCAGAAAUCAAGAAAGGAAGCUACAAUAAUAUCAUUGUCAACGUAAAGACACCUGUUGCUGACAACCUCCUUUUUUAUCUUGGAAGUGCCAAAUUUAUUGACUUUUUGGCCAUAGAAAUGCGUAAAGGCAAAGUAAGCUUCCUCUGGGAUGUUGGAUCUGGAGUUGGACGUGUAGAGUAUCCCGAUUUGACUAUUGAUGACUCAUAUUGGUACCGUAUUGAGGCAUCAAGAACUGGGAGAAAUGGAACCAUUUCUGUGAGGGCCCUGGAUGGACCCAAAGCCAGCAUUAUGCCCCAUACCUACCAUUCAGUGUCUCCUCCAGGGUAUACGAUUCUAGAUGUGGAUGCAAAUGCAAUGCUCUUCGUUGGUGGCUUGACGGGGAAAUUGAAGAAGGCUGAUGCUGUGCGUGUGAUUACAUUCACUGGCUGUAUGGGAGAAACAUUCUUUGACAGCAAACCUAUAGGGUUGUGGAAUUUCCGAGAAAUAGAAGGUGACUGCAAAGGAUGUACUGUCAGUCCUCAGGUGGAAGAUAGUGAGGGGACAAUUCAGUUUGAUGGAGAAGGCUAUGCGAUGGUCAGCCGCCCCAUUCGCUGGUACCCCAACAUCUCCACAGUCAUGUUCAAGUUCAGGACAUUUUCUUCAAGUGCUCUCCUGAUGUACCUUGCCACAAAAGACCUGAAAGAUUUCAUGAGUGUAGAGCUCACUGAUGGGCACAUAAAAGUCAGCUAUGAUCUGGGUUCAGGAAUGGCUUCCGUUGUCAGCAAUCAAAACCAUAAUGAUGGGAAAUGGAAAUCAUUCACCCUCUCAAGAAUUCAAAAACAAGCCAACAUAUCAAUUAUAGAUAUAGACACUAACCAGGAGGAGAACAUAGCAACUUCAUCUCCUGGAAACAAUUUUGGUCUUGACUUGAAAGCAGAUGACAAAAUAUAUUUUGGUGGUCUGCCAACACUGAGAAACUUGAGUAUGAAAGCAAGGCCAGAAGUAAAUCUGAAGAAAUAUUCUGGCUGCCUCAAAGAUAUUGAAAUUUCAAGAACACCAUAUAAUAUACUCAGUAGCCCUGAUUACGUUGGUGUUACCAAAGGAUGUUCACUGGAGAAUGUUUACACAGUUAGCUUCCCCAAGCCUGGCUUUGUGGAGCUGGCCCCUGUACCAAUUGAUGUAGGAACAGAAAUCAACCUGUCUUUCAGCACUAAGAAUGAGUCUGGGAUCAUUCUCUUGGGAAGUGGAGGGACACCAGUGCCACCUCGGAGAAAACGAAGACAAACUGGACAGGCCUAUUAUGCGAUAUUCCUGAACAAGGGUCGUCUGGAAGUGCAUCUCUCCACAGGCACACGAACAAUGAGGAAAAUUGUCAUCAAACCAGAGCCCAGUCUGUUUCACGACGGGAGAGAACACUCCGUUCAUGUGGAGAGAACUAGAGGCAUCUUUACUGUUCAAGUUGAUGAAGACAGAAGGCAUAUGCAAAACUUGACAAUAGAACAAGCGAUUGAAGUGAAAAAGCUUUUUGUUGGCGGUGCACCACCUGAGUUUCAACCUUCCCCACUCAGAAAUAUUCCUCCUUUUGAAGGCUGUGUAUGGAACCUUGUAAUUAACUCUGUCCCCAUGGACUUUGCACGGCCUGUAUCCUUCAAAAAUGCAGACAUUGGUCGUUGUGCUCAUCAGAAACCCCGUGAGGAUGGAGAUGGAGAAGUUCCAGCUGAAAUAGUUGGAACCCCAGCCUUCCCAAUGCCCACCCCAGCUGUGGCACAUGGUCUUUGUGCUGCAGAAUCAGAACCAGCUCUUUUGAUAGGGAGCAAGCAGUUUGGGCUCUCGAGAAACAGUCACAUUGCCAUUGCAUUUGAUGACACCAAAGUGAAAAACCACCUCACGAUUGAAUUUGAAGUACGAACGGAAGCUGAAUCAGGCUUGCUCUUCUACAUGGCUCGGAUCAAUCAUGCCGACUUUGCUACGGUUCAGCUGAGAAACGGAUUUCCCUACUUCAGUUACGACUUAGGAAGUGGUGACACCAACACCAUGAUCCCCACGAAAAUCAAUGAUGGCCAGUGGCACAAGAUUAAGAUUACACGAACUAAGCAAGAAGGAAUUCUCUAUGUAGAUGGUGCCUCCAACAGAACCGUCAGUCCCAAAAAAGCCGACAUCCUGGAUGUUGUAGGAAUGUUGUAUGUUGGUGGGCUACCCAUCAACUACACUACCCGAAGAAUCGGUCCAGUGACCUACAGCAUUGAUGGCUGCAUUAGGAACCUUCAGAUGGCAGAGGCCCCUGCUGAUCUUGAACAGCCAACCUCCAGCUUCCAUGUUGGGACAUGUUUUGCAAAUGCUCAGAAAGGAACAUAUUUUGAUGGAACAGGUUUUGCCAAAACAGUUGAUGGGUUCAAAGUGGGAUUGGACCUUCUUGUAGAAUUUGAAUUCCGCACAACGAGAACCACUGGAGUUCUCCUGGGAAUCAGCAGCCAAAAAAUGGAUGGAAUGGGUAUUGAAAUGAUUGGUGAAAAGAUUAUGUUUCAUGUGGACAAUGGCGCUGGCCGAUUCACUGCUGUCUAUGAUGCUGGGAUCCCAGGGUAUCUGUGUGACGGACAAUGGCACAAAGUCACAGCCAACAAGAUCAAACACCGCAUUGAGCUGACAGUAGAUGGGAACCAGGUGGAAGCCCAGAGCCCAAACCCCGCAUCUACAUCAGCUGAUACAAAUGACCCUGUGUUUGUUGGCGGUUUCCCAGAGGGCCUUAACCAGUUCGGCCUGACAACCAAUGUUCGGUUCAGAGGUUGCAUCCGGUCCCUCAGGCUCACCAAAGGCACGGGCAAGCCACUGGAAGUUAAUUUUGCUAAAGCCCUGGAACUCAGGGGUGUUCAACCUGUAUCAUGCCCAGCUAAAUAAUAAAAAUAAGUUUAACCCCAGAAGGGUUCUUCAAAACAAGUGUAUCAAGUAAAACAAAUAUAUUUUACCUGUGUAUGUUAUUAAAACUAAUUUGUGCAUGUAUAUUGAAUUAUUUCUGUAUUCAGAUGGUGCUAAUUCAGAUCCCAGACUGAAUUUUAAUUCCAGUUCUUUCUCAAGUCCAUUAAUAUUAAACCACCUAUUUCAUUCUACAUUAUUGCUUGUUUUGUGUGAUUUUAAGGAUAAAAGGCAACUGACCAUAAAUUGCUGAAUUUACAACAUGCCUUAGAGUCAUCUCAAGAAAAGUUCAGAUGUAAUUUGUAAAGGCAACAGUUUUGUUUUGUUUUGUUUUGUUUGUUUGUUUGUUUGUUUUUACUAACUCUUAUUAAUACUUUUAUCAUCCUUUUCAUGCUUGUCAGCUUUGGCUUUCUGUCCAGACCACUGAAAACAACUGUGGCUUUGGCACAUUUGAUCGGAAGGAAAUGAGCUCCCAUACUCCCUAUGUUUGUGAAAACAUUAGCAAAUCAUUUCUCUGAUCCAGGUUCAUUAAAAGAGAGUUCAACUAUCUGUAUGAGUGAAUACUUUUCUAGGCUGAAGGUAGAAAAUAUAGAUCAGAUUCAGGCCAGAGAGCUUAAUUACUUGAUUUUCUUGUUUGAGAAUGAUUUAUAGGCUUUGGGUAGAUACCAGAACCAAGCUCCAGAGUGACAAAUAAGCACACAUUUUAUAUAACAGUAUUGAGGCUUUGGGCUCUAAGUUUUUGGUGAAUAAGACAAUCUACACUAAGUGGAGAGAAAUAGUACUAAAAUUAACUGUUUACUUACCAAAAGUCAAUAAACCAGUAACUUAAAAGGCAUAGAUCAUUGAAUCUUUUUAAUUGCAGUUCAGUACAAAGAAAGUGGUUUAGUACGACCUAAAAAAUUCAUUCCCUACCAAAUUUUGUGUUUUGUGCUCAUUUUACCCAAUAUUUCAAUAAUCUUCAAAGGGGUCUGUGAGAAGAAUGGCCCCAAUGAUAUUCAUUAUGUUAAGGAGAAAACAUUUCAUCUGCCAUCUUCAGUAGAAAUAGUUGUAGUCUAGUAACCUAGAACAUUUAAAAGAACAACUUCCGUCACAAUGGUAAUUUUAACCAAAGAAGUAUAAUCCUCAGGGGGAAGAA
This is a messenger RNA of Pteronotus mesoamericanus, 10623 nucleotides long. RefSeq names its product laminin subunit alpha 2 (gene LAMA2). Gene Ontology annotation, biological process: regulation of embryonic development; regulation of cell migration; regulation of cell adhesion. NCBI's taxonomy places the organism in Eukaryota, Metazoa, Chordata, Mammalia, Chiroptera, Mormoopidae. The transcript is spliced from 65 exons. The record is from RefSeq and is a predicted model, not a curated record. The coding region runs from base 129 to 9473 and encodes 3114 amino acids. Gene Ontology annotation, molecular function: signaling receptor binding.